AUGGCCAUCCUGACCACCGCCAUUCUCGCGCUCUUGAUCGCUGCCACGACCGCCGUCCUGCUCCCUCAGCUUAUAGGCCAUGUACUCGGGCUGAUCCUGCGCGGCGCGGGGUGGCUGAUCCGCCGACGAACUCGAUCUCGACGUGAAUAUGUGAUCGCGCGGGCGCGAUCCGACGAGGAAGAAUUAUUAAAAACACUGCGCGCAAAGAACUCAACACACUCUCUGGCCCGGAGCUCGGCCGAGGAUGAGGAUUGGGAGAAGGUGGAUAAUACCGCCGGCCCUGCUGGAGUGAAGGCUUCUAGCAGCGAUGAUAUCGGCGCCAGUGAUGGAGCAAAGAGGCCCGAUGACUGGGAUGGAAUUAUCGGGUUUUUCCACCCGUUUUGUAAUGCUGGCGGUGGUGGAGAACGAGUACUUUGGGAAGCAGUACGUGCAACACAGAAGCGCUGGCCCAAGGCAAUUUGCGCCAUCUACACCGGCGAUCACGAAGUCAACAAGGCGACCAUGUUGGAGCGCGUCGAGAACCGGUUCAACAUUCAAUUGCAUGCUCCAACAGUGGUGCUUCUGUACCUGACCACCCGCAAAUACGUUGUCGCCAGCUCUUACCCACGCAUGACACUGCUUGGACAGUCGUUGGGAUCGCUGGUCGUCGCCUACGAUGCCUUUACACUGCUAGUGCCUGACGUAUUCAUCGAUACCAUGGGCUAUGCCUUUACUUUGGCACUGUGCAAGUGGCUCUUCCCUAGUGUGCCGACAGGCGCGUACGUGCACUACCCGACGAUUUCCACGGAUAUGCUCGCAUCUCUCGACGAUCAGAGCGGGAUUCAAGGUUUGAAUGCAGGCGCAGGCAAGGGACUGAAGGGUACCGUCAAGCGGCGCUACUGGCAGCUAUUCGCUCAACUGUACGGCUGGGUCGGCCGCCACGUCGACGUAGUCAUGUGCAAUUCCUCUUGGACCGCAGCCCACAUUCGCAAACUUUGGGGUACUGGCAAGGACAGAGCAAGCAACGAUGCCGACACUACUACUGGUAAGGGCACUCCGUCCUCGCCAGCCGUUGUAUUCCCUCCCACGGCCGUAUCAGAGCUAGAAUCCAGCAUCGCCGUGGAUGCCGAGAGUGAGCAGAGCCGCCACGCUACCCUGCUCUACAUCGCACAGUUCCGCCCAGAGAAGAACCACCCUCUCGUCCUCCGCUCCUUCGCGCGGUUCCUACAAGAGCGUGCCCGCAACCCGGCAUAUGCUGACCAACCCCAACCCCGACUCGUCCUCAUCGGAUCUGUCCGCCACGCUAGCCCAGACGAAACUCACAUCUACAACCUCCGCCUACUAGCGCACGAGCUGCGCAUCCGCGAUCAUACCACUUUCCUCUGUGACGCAAGCUGGCCUGCCGUCCUCUCGCACCUUGGCACAGCCUCCGUCGGCGUAAACGCCAUGUGGAACGAGCACUUUGGCAUCUGCGUCGUCGAAUACCAGGCCGCGGGACUGAUCUGCGUGACGCACGACUCCGGCGGUCCCCGCGAGGACAUUGUCGUGGACCUCGGUGACGGAGCGACGGGUUUCCGCGCCGAGACCGAGGAGCAAUUCGCAGCUGCUUUUGAGGCGGCGCUUGCGUUGCCGGAGUCGGAGAAGGUUGCUAUGCGUCUGCGGGCGAGACGGUCGGCACAGAGGUUCACGGAGGAAGAGUUCUCGCGGAAGUGGCUGGGACAGGUGCAGAAGCUGGUUGAGGCUUUGCGAUAG
Penicillium subrubescens is the source of this 1731-nucleotide messenger RNA. Its product is annotated as alpha-1,2-mannosyltransferase ALG11. Lineage: Eukaryota; Fungi; Ascomycota; Eurotiomycetes; Eurotiales; Aspergillaceae. Bases 1 to 1731 code for a protein of 576 amino acids. Gene Ontology annotation, molecular function: GDP-Man:Man(3)GlcNAc(2)-PP-Dol alpha-1,2-mannosyltransferase activity. Gene Ontology annotation, cellular component: endoplasmic reticulum membrane. Gene Ontology annotation, biological process: protein N-linked glycosylation. The transcript has 2 exons. The record is from RefSeq and is a predicted model, not a curated record.